Olea europaea var. sylvestris is the source of this 2156-nucleotide messenger RNA. RefSeq names its product AT-hook motif nuclear-localized protein 23-like. Gene Ontology annotation, cellular component: nucleus. Gene Ontology annotation, molecular function: DNA-binding transcription factor activity; minor groove of adenine-thymine-rich DNA binding. The transcript has 2 exons. NCBI's taxonomy places the organism in Eukaryota, Viridiplantae, Streptophyta, Magnoliopsida, Lamiales, Oleaceae. Bases 196 to 1041 code for a protein of 281 amino acids. The record is from RefSeq and is a predicted model, not a curated record.
UCUGCUACUCUCUCCCUUUUUCUCUCUCAUCCCUUCAUUUCUCCCCCACUUGAUUGUCUUUGUUUUAAUUCUAUUCGUUCUAGGGUUUGAAAUUCUGGGUUUAAUUUACUUACUCUUGAAAAUUCAGCGAAUUUUUAGUUUGAUCAAUUAUCAUACUUUAUUUUUCUUUGUUUCUUGUUAUCUUUGUUGUACUCUAUGGCUGGUCUGAACUUAGGUUCUUCUCACUUCGUUUCUCAGCUUCACAGGGCUGAUCUACACCUCCAAAGGCCACAGGACACCGUCGAGGAUGACAACAAUCAAAACCCAUUUUCCGGCGAAAAUGAUAAUGAUACUAUCCAUCAUCAGGGCUUUGAGCUUGAUACAUCGAAUACAAGUUCAGGAGGUGAUGUGGUGGGGCGUAGACAAAGAGGCCGGCCUCCAGGUUCUAAGAAUAAGCUAAAACCGCCUGUGAUUAUAACCCAAGAAAGCGCAAACACGCUUCGUGCACAUAUACUGGAGGUUGGCAAUGGCUGUGAUGUGUUCGAGGCCGUGGCAACCUACUCAAGGAAGAAGCAGAAAGGGAUUUGUAUAUUGAGCGGAACAGGCACAGUCAAUAACGUAAGCUUAAGGCAGCCUACCGCGGUCGGUUCAGUGGUGGUUCUGCAGGGAAAAUUCGAGAUAUUAUCCUUGUCUGGCUCUUUCUUGCCGCCACCAGCGCCGCCUGGAGCCACCAGUUUGACAAUAUAUUUGUCAGGUGGACAAGGCCAGGUUGUUGGAGGGAGUGUUGUGGGUGCUUUGAUUGCUUCAGGACCGGUUAUUAUCAUUGCGGCCUCGUUCAAUAACGUGGCGUAUGAGAGAUUGCCCUUGGAGGAAAACGAGGUGGUCCAGAUGCAGCCACCUCCGCCGUCCACUGGCGGUGGAGCAGGUUUUGGCAACCAAUUUUCUGAUCCAUCUUCAGGGCUUCCUUUCUUGAAUUUACCAAUGAAUAUGCCUAAUGGCCACCUGCCAAUAAAUGGUGCAUGGAAUGGAAAUUCAACUGGCAGGGGACAAUAUUUAGGUUAAAAAAGAAGAACAUAUUUAUGAACAAUUUACUUGAAUGGUUCCUACCAGUCAGGGUAUUAUUAAGCUGCAAGUUGAUCGGAGGUAAGAUCUUACGUCCCCUCCUAAAUUUUUAUUUUUAUUUUUUUAAGAAUGAAUAAAUAUUUCACCCUUGGGGUGGUCUCAGAAGAAAAAAAGAAGAAGAAGAAGGAAAAAACUGCUUGUUAUUUCUAACAACUCACCAUCUUCGUGUUUUGCCACGAACUUUUGCUUUGAGACUCUGUAAAAAAUUGCUUCCUCGAUUUGUCUCCCUUACUCAUCUAGCAAUACCUAUAGCAAAAAAGGGCGUUUGGUUUUUUUUCUCCUGCGCCAUUAAUACCUAAGUCAUUAUAGAAGCAAUGAUUUUUUAUUUUUAUUUUUUUAAAUGUAAUUGAAUGGGAGAUUUUAACAGUAUAUUGUAUGUACUUUCAUCCUUUUUGAAGAGUAGACUCUAUUUAUUAUAUUUAGUUAUCAAAAGUCUUGUUUGAGAGUUUUGUUCGAAUUGAUUGGAUACCAAUUUGAAUUGAAUUUAGCAAUGGACAAGAUUUUGUGAUGGAAUUCUGUCCAUAUAUCAAUUGUCAUCUUCAUUUGCUAAUGGAUCUGAUUUAGCCUGGUGGAUUUUUUUAUCUAUAUUCAUUCACAUAUUUAGAAAUGUUAUAAUGAACACUAAUGUUCAUCUUAUAUUAAGAAUCAGUGACUGUCAUAUAUCAAUCAAAACUUCAUCCAUCAUUGAAUUAAUAUAACACAUUAUCGAUGUUGAACAUAAGAUGAGCAUCGAUAUUAAUUAGAUCAUUCCUAUUAACAUAUUAGACUCGAUAUUAAUCCAUCAUUUUAUGUAUAAGUUGAAUUCAUUUUCUCAUCAAAACUUGACACAUUAAAUUGUAGAAAUAAGUGAUGAAAUUUUAUAAACUUUAGUGAAUUUUCAAAAUGCAUUAAAAAUUAAAUUGAGGAUACCCUAAAAUGUUCACGGAUUCAAGUGGCACGAGGGGCCUAUUAUACCUCCAUAAAGAAGGGAUACGAGGGAGAUUCUACACCGAUUGGCAUAUCGAGCUCUAGGUAUGCACAAAAAAAUUGUGAAACUACAAAUCGAAUCAAAACAA